UCCGGGCCGGGAGGAAGCAGGCGUGUGUUGAAUUUCUCUUUGACCCUCACGGUGGAAUAAACAGGAAGCGAAGAGCCGAAGGGCCCUGCACUUGCAUUUGUUGUGGGCUCUGCGAUCUACAGACUGAAGGAGGUUUCCCGGGACCCCUGCCCAGUGUGCCGUCUGGGCACGGCUGGGGGCGCGCCCUCACGUCUGACUCUACAUUUGUAGUACAAGACCCUGUUCUCCUGUUGGACUAUUUUAAAGAACGGACCUCAGGCUUCACCUAGUUCAGAGCAAGAACAGAAGCAGAGCAGAGAACAACAGAUCAGAGCAGACUGAGAGCCCUUGGUGAGGCUGAGCCUGCUCCCUGUGUGGAAGAUGCUGGCCGCUGCAAGGCUGAGGCGCCCUUCGUUUUGAGGUGGGAGAGCGGGUUUCCGGCAGGACAGCUUCUCCGUUCCUGACCUCACCAUGGCUUCAACUCUCUGGCUGGAUGGUUGAUGCGACUGUGUGUCCCCACAUGAUAUCGGACUGUGUGACAUCCGGGUAGUGCCUGCUCACAGGGUGUGGGAGCACAGCCAGUGGGCAUCAGAUGCUCCCAAAAGCCGGACCAGCAGAGUGAUGGACUUGGACAGGCUAAGAUGGAAGUGACCUGAGGCCUCGCCCAGGCAGUUUCUUCACAACAGGACAGCUGAAGAAUUGAAACACAGGCUUGUCUGGGGAGCAGUAUGCCGGAAGCUGGUUUUCAGGCCACAAAUGCGUUCACAGCCGAGCUGGAAUUCGCGCAGAUCCUUAUCAUUGUCGUGGUGGUGACAGUGAUGGUGGUGGUCGUUGUCUGCCUAUUGAACCACUACAAAGUCUCCACACGUUCCUUCAUCAACCGCCCCAACCAGAGCCAGAGACAGGAGGACGGGCUGCAGCCGGAAGGAUCCCUGUGGCCUUCUGAUAGCUCCGUGCAGCGCCCAGGGGCUUCAGAGAUCAUGUGUGCCCCACGGGGCAGGGAUAGGUUUACUACCCCAUCUUUCAUCCAGCGGGAUCCGUUCAGUCGUUUCCAGCCCACCUACCCCUACGUGCAGCACGAGAUUGACUUGCCUCCCACCAUCUCCCUGUCAGACGGGGAGGAGCCGCCUCCUUACCAAGGACCCUGCACGCUACAGCUCCGGGACCCAGAGCAGCAGAUGGAACUCAACCGAGAGUCCGUGAGGGCCCCGCCCAAUCGAACCGUUUUUGACAGUGACUUGAUAGACAUUUCUAUGUACAACGGGGGACCAUGCCCACCAAGCAGCCACUCGGGCAUCAGCGCAGCUACCUGUAGCAGUAACGGAAGAAUGGAGGGGCCGCCCCCGACCUACAGCGAGGUGAUGGGCCACUACCCAGGCACCUCGUUCUUCCAUCACCAGCACAGCAACACACACAGGGGCAGCAGACCACAGUUUCAGCCGAACAACUCAGAGGGCACAAUUGUACCCAUCAAGGGCAAAGACAGGAAGCCGGGGGACCUGGUCUGAUUCCCUCCAGAGUGCACUUUUCAAGGAGAGAGAAACCGCGGCAGGGAGAGAGAGGCCCGCUGGCCCCACUGCCACAGUGUUGCCCAGCUUUACUGGUACAGCCAAGUAAAACCAAAUGUGCAAACACGGUCUUCGUUUCUGCUUCCUUUCACGGGAAUUGCAUGCAAACAAGAUGGAAACACGAUUCAAACUUCCAUCCGGUUUGACCACAAACAGUGUUCACCUUGGGGCAGGGGUGGAUGGAGGCAAGGGCUAGAGAUGGUGUGAUCUUGGCUAAGUGGUGUGCAGAGAAAACUUAAAAAGGCUGCUUUGAAGACAUCAUGAAAGUAAGACCCACAGAGGUAUUUUUGACAUAUUUAAUUCCAAAAGGAGACUGCGGAUAAAUGAGGCCACAGUGGCCUGUUUUAUAAUUAACUGAAUAAAGAGGGAAGAAUUAUUAUAUAUUAUCAUGGGGAAGAAUCAGCCAGUUUGCUUUUUCUCCAAAGGUGUGAAACUUAUUUUGUUUUAAAAAUAUGAGUCAAAACUCCUGUUUGGUGUGCCAAGGUUUUAGAGUUGGAAAAGUUAGACGAGUGGGAGGAAGUGGUUUGUGUUGUGAUGGGAUGUUUUAAGAGUUGCACUAUCUCAAUGUUUAACAUAUGGAUGAGGGAACCGUGUCGUGUGAAGUUCUAUAUGUUGUCUUGUCACCUAUGGAUGGCUAUCAUGCCCAAGGAAACACUCUUGAGUGUCCACAGAGUCAUACAAGAAAGGUAUUUGGCAAUGUACCCUGGUGUUUUUCCAAGUUAACGUACAUUUUUAAAAGUGGUUAUGUUGCAAGAAUUUGCAGCCAGCAGCAGUGUACUACUGAGGUAUUUGGAGAGGUUGGUGGAAAGAGAUGCUCACGUUGUGUACCGAGUGUCAUGCACAGCUAGUCUUCUUCCCAGCAGGGUCAGCAGUUUAGACUUUUUUUUCCACUGUAGCAUGAAAUAUAUUCAGAUACAUACCCUAUUUUAUGCAAUAAAUUGUCUAAAAUGCAAGCUGGCUAUUUUGUGUACUGCCGAACUAUGGGUCGCAGCGAGUCCCAUUGCACUUCUCCACUUUCCGAGGCAGCUCUGUUGAGUUCUGCGAGGGUACUCUGUUUAGCACCUGGCACCAGCAGUUGUCCCCAAGGCCACUUGGCUUUCUAAGUGCCGUGCUGGUAAUGGUUCUUUAUGUUUAAUGUGCCCCUGGACGUGACAGAGGAACGAGUUUGGCAUAAUAAGCCACUGCAUCUCUCCAGUGUUGCAUGUUAGGGGAAUCCGGCACAGACCUGCCAACACUCAUGCCAAAGACUCACUUCUGCAUAGCCAGUCUUUGUAUCGUGGUCAGUGAGAGGAGAGAGGUGGUGGGUCAGGGUGUGACUCAGGACAAGGCAGUGGCAGGCAAAGUUGCAGCUGGAAAAUGGCUUCUUAGUAUUUGAAGUCAGUUUAUGAUUUCGAAUAUUUCUUAUGUAGAAUAAACAACAACUUUCUUAUGCAGAUGUAAGAGCUGGCUUCCUAAACUGCACUGAGGCAGGCACCUGCUUUCUGGAAGUCUGGCCUCUGCAUGCAACACAAUGAACCAGAAUAGAAAUUCGGUGGCAGCUUUAACACCAAAUCGAUCUCUGUCUCUCUCAGUCUCUCUGUCUGUCUGUCUCUCUCUCUGUGUGUCUGUCUGUCUCUGUGGUGUGUGACUGUUUUUAGAAGUGAUUACAUAAAGUAACUCUGUAUUCUUACCUGAGAACUAAAUUGUUCAAAGCCGGAGUCCUCUCUGACCCCAGGCUUCUCAUUUCUGCUUGUCUUAGUAGGCAGGCCACUGGCUUAGUUUGAGUUUUGAAAUCUCCAUUGAAUUCAUCCAUUUUACACUGUAGCGUCCACAGGAAUACUCACAGCUACAAGGAGAGAGAAGAGAUAGGCAGCAGUCGUCAGCUUGUCUUAAACACUGCUUGGAAGGAUGCCAUUUGGGACUCAGGAGCUGCUCUUCUGUCUUGUCUGGUGACAUUCAGUGGCCUUUUAGGCCAUAGGUGAAGCAGGCCAAAGGUGACCUUUCCCACUUCUCUGAGGCCUCCUGAGAAGGUUCUGGCUCUUGGUGACCUUAUGCUCUCGGGCUGUGCUUGAAUGGUACCCCGAGAUACAGUGGCAGAGGAGAGGUUUAUGUCCUCACUGGGAUCUUACUGGUCAGACUUGGCAUUGGAUGACGGCCAGGGGGUGGUGAGGUUAUGGUUUUGUCAUUCCAAAUCCUAACUAGUUUUUGGCGAAGCUGGAGAUCCCAGCUUUUAGUUUCAGCUCCAAAUGGCUUCUCAGUCCUUCCUUUCAUCCUUCCUUCCUUUUCUACCUGCUGUGAGAAUGAACUGAGAUCAGAGACUCGUAAAUAACUUUGGAACUUGGCAAGCACAAGGGCAUUUUGUAGAUGCCAAUAGUAUAGGCAAAACAAUUAAUUCAACUAUAUUUAACUACGUUUCAAAAGAGAACUUGCUUUCUUCAUGUUUUUACACACACACACACACACACACACACACACACACACACACACACACUAGUGAUUUUGAGGCUGGGCCUCUUUAAGGAAUUAGUAUAAAAGCCAAAGCAAAGGUCAUAAAAAUUAGUCCAUUUCUCUCAGCACAGGGAGGUUUAGGUUGUAACUUUCUAGCUGACUGCCCAUGCUAUGCUGUCUCCUGGCUCUAAGGCAUUGACUAAGCAGCUACUGUGAAGACACAGCUCAUACAGGGGGAAGCUGAGUGCUUAGAAAGUCUAGUAUUCAGUUUGGAGAGCAGUGAAUUUAGGCAACUGACAGUAGGCUAUACUGACAGAUUAAUCCCAUGGGGCUCUCGAGUAAAGGGUUACAGUAUUAGAAGGAACAGUCCCGGGCAGGCCAUUCAUCUGUUGUCUCACAGAUUUCCAGGAUGAUAAAACACACGGCCUGCAAAUUCAUCUCCUGGAGAUCAGCCUUUUGGCCUGCAUUUGCUUCUUCCGAAGUUCUAUAAACACAGAAGCAAUAUUUAAUAGAGGAGACUAGGAAGCCAGCGGCUCACCCAUUUAUGUUUACUGGUAAAGCAGGCCCCAUGCCUUCGCCACCAUAGACACACACCUAAUCCCACAGGGUGGCAGUAACUAAAGCUUACAGGCAGAAUAUGAGAAUUGUACUUUUCUUUAGUAAUGUUUAGCUCAAACUCAAGAGGCAAGGAUGAGGAUAAGCUGGGAUGGAUGCCUCUUCACGCGUACAUGGGACUUGGGUGGCUAUAUAUAUAUGUAUACAUAUAUGUAUAUAUAUACAUAUAAGUAUACAUAUAUAUAUACAUAUAUAUAUA
Messenger RNA from Mus caroli (Ryukyu mouse), 4788 nucleotides. It is a transcript of the gene Ldlrad4, whose product is annotated as low density lipoprotein receptor class A domain containing 4. Gene Ontology annotation, cellular component: Golgi membrane; early endosome membrane. Gene Ontology annotation, molecular function: R-SMAD binding. Gene Ontology annotation, biological process: negative regulation of transforming growth factor beta receptor signaling pathway. The record is from RefSeq and is a predicted model, not a curated record. NCBI's taxonomy places the organism in Eukaryota, Metazoa, Chordata, Mammalia, Rodentia, Muridae.